UCCACAUUUGUCGCUUUGACACUUUAAGUUUCGGUCGUUUUUAAACUCUCUGAAGUGUCUUUGUGUGUUUUGGAUGAUUCGUGAACUUUGUAAACUCCUGUUCUCCGCAGUAACUCCCGUCAUUCACCGAGCUUUAACCGUCCAGCUGCUAUUUGGUCCCGUAUGACGGCGGAGCGGGAAGUUUGAACCUGACUGGCUGAGGUUAGCCUGCCGGCUAACGGCUAGCUAACACUCCACAAAACAAGUGUAAUUAAACUUUAACUAAAGUGAUCGUCACUAUGCUACCUCAGCCGGACUCUAGCUCAGACAAAUUGCGGGCUUUAUCCGGUGAAACCAGUCUGGACCAGUCCUCCUGCAGCUCGGACACCGGGCACGUUUUAAUCCGUUCCACUCGGGUUCUUGCCUCUGAUCGGAGACAUGAAGCUGGACCAGGACCCGGAUCUGUCCAGAUAACUGUCCAGAAACUGCCGGUCCUUCGCAUCCAGCCUCCUGUGGCCGAGCAGCAGCGGCCGAAGCCUCGACAGAAGCUGCGGGCAGCAGUGCGGUGUCAGCCCGGAAUCAGGGACACUCGGACGCUGAAGAAACCUGAACUGACCAAAGAGAACAGAGAGCCGAAGCAGCCCCCAGCAGCAGAGUCGAGUCCGGACAGGAAGCUCUCUGCUGGGACGCCUGGCGACCGGCAGCCUGGUCACGACCUCCUGACGUCACGGUUCGCUGCUGGGGGCCGAGGAGUCGUCCUCGCGGCUCUGAAGCAACGCUCUCACGGCGCCACCCGCAGGAGGGAGGUCAAAGUGCAGCUGUUGGACCCGGGGCCGGCGCAGACCAGCUCCCAGGAUGCAGUGGGUGUGGCGAGCGUCCGGUCGGAGGCGGGGUCGUCCGCCGGUCGCCCAGAAGACGACGCUGACGCGGCAGCUGCUGCUCAUCCCAUCAAGGCUCCGUCAGGUUUGGAGGCUCGAGUGUCUCGGCUGGCCGACGGCGUCCAGACGCUGCUGCGGGCUCACAGGGAGGACGGGGACAGGGGGCGGAGCCUAAGCCAGCAGACGUUGCAUCACCUGGAGACGCUGCACAGCCACCAGCUGCAGCUGCAGAACCAGCUGUGGGAGUCAGCUCUCAGGAUAAUGACGGGCCACGCUGCUGUGACCCAUAUGACCUCUGACCCUGCCGUGACCCCUGACCUCACACCUUCAGGUCAGCCAGCCCAUCUGCAGGUCACUCACCUGGACACAGCAGCAGAUGUCCUCAGCAACCAGCGGCGAAGCUCCUCGGCAACCGUGGCCGCCGCCGCGGAGACUGGCCGAGUUGCUAUAGCAACACCUCGCCGUGCCCGACGGCCAGAGCAAACCAGAGAGGACCGGUAUCGUCGAGACGCACCCAGUGUUUCCACGGCAACACAGCCUGCUGCAGGAAGUCACCUGCAGUCUUCGACCUAUCACAAUCAGGCAGCGGCAACGAGAGGCACCGAGGUGCUGAGGGAGAUUGGACGUUUGAAGACUGAGAUGGAGAUGCUGUUGACGCCGGACGACUCUCUGAAAACCAGCCGACCUGAACCAGACCACCACCUGUCCCAGCAACACCUGCUUCAGUCCCAACAGUCCUACUCUCAGCAAAUCCAGUCCCAACAAAAUCUCCUGCAACCAACCCACUUCCAAUCCAAGUCCCAACAGUCUAAGUCCCAGCAAACUGAGCCCCAACAAUCCACGUCCCAACAAAACCAGGCUCAAUCCCAACAAGUCCAGUCCCCACAAACCCACUCCCAGUCCCAUCAAAGCCCUUUUCCACAAGUGCAGUUCCAAGAAAAUCAGACCCAUCCAGCCCAGUCCCAGCAGUCCCAGUCAGUACAGGUCCAGAGGAGGCCUCCAGUUCCAUCCUUGUUGGAGGAGGCAGGUCGGGUUCUCCGUCAGGUUCAGAGACAGAAGAAGGUUCUGGAGGAGAACCUGGAUGCUCUGCUAAGAGUCCGAACAGGAGAGGUCCUGCACUGCCAACUGGAGGCACUGGCUGCUAACAGAGACUUGGCCGAGGAGGUUCGGAUCAAGAAGACGGUGGACGCCUGGAUCAACGCUUUCACCGGAGACACCCAGGUUGAGAUGUCCUCAGAGGACCCUGCGACCAAACACUCAGCCGGCAGAAACGCCACGGUGACAUCACAGCAGAGGGCUGCUGGGAGCUCCACCCACAGGGGCAGGGGGAGGCCAAUGAGCACGCUCAGAGGACCGGGAAGUAGAGGACAGACAGCUGGACACAGACGGCUGCAGGGGGCGGAGCCUGAGAGACCCACAGGUGGAUUGAAAGACAGGGAGCAGGUGGAGGUGGACGGAGAGUCGUACCUGACUCGUCUGUAUGGCAGAGCUCCGUAUGAAGGUCAGAGACGAACCCUGAAGAAGAGUCCGUACCUUCGCUUCAGCUCACCUAGCUCACCGCUCAGCCUCAAGCCCCGCCCCCGACUGGUGGAGAGUGUCAGAGGUGUGAAGGUGAAGUCCUGUAAGACUCAGACGUGUGUGGACCCUCCCCUCAGUCAGUCACCUGGACCACCUGAGGGUCAUUGCAUCAUCAGCUCCUCCCACCUGACCUCUGGUGACCUUGUAGGCGGUUACUCUGUUCCCAUGGCGAUCCCGCUGGGUCGUCCCAGGAUGGACUCUUCCAGGUGUCUCACUGAGCAUCAACAGGAAGUGACAUCACCACCUGCAGCUCCUCCCACAUCUAGCAUGGUUGCCAUGGACGACGGAGCUGAGCUGCUGUCACAUAAGGAAGAGCAGCUGGAUGCAGAUGAAGCUCCUCCUCUUCCUCGUGUUGACAUCAUCAAGAGGAAGAAUGAAGAAGAAGAGGACGAAGAGAGUGUCUUCCCUGGAGCUGACUUCCUGUCCGUCGCUGACAGCGUCCAGCAGGAGGAGGUGAGUGUUGUGGGUGAGGAAGCGGUGGAGUUGGAUGGAGGUCCGUCCCCCCCUCCCGUCCUGUAUCAGGGUCCAGUCUUUCCUCCCCAGGCCCCCUCUGCCCUCCCUGAACGGGUCCAGGCCUCUGCCCUGGGCCUCAACCUGCAUACAGACGUCCUGGAGAACCGGCUGGUGGAAUGGGUGGAGCAGCAGCUGAUGUCCCGGAUCAUCUCAGCGAUCUACCGCCCCCCUCCCUCUGACCCCGCCCAGGACGACUCCACCGACCAAUCCGAGCCUGAGGAGCAGAGCGUCACCUCAGACAUUGUGGAGGCAGCAGGAGGUGGAGGUCUACAGCUGUUUGUAGACUCCAGCACGUCGGUGGACUCGGCUCUGAUCAGGCAGCUGGUUGAUGAGGUUCUGACCGAGCAUGUUGCCCUGAUGCUGGGGCACAGAGACCCACUGGAAACGGGACCAGAACCAGGACUGGAACUGCCAAAACCAGGUCCAGGAGCACAUCACGAGGAGAGACUGGUAUCACUGGUUCCUACACCAGUACCUACUCCUUCAACCAGCCCCACCCAGCCCAGCAGAGAGACCCCGCCUCUGACCACACCCCCUGCUUCUGAACCAACCAGCCUAUUGAACGAAGAGUUUCCUCAGCCAAUCACAGCACCAGAGACUGUAGCCACGCCCACGCCCAGUCCAGAACCCGCCCACUCUGCAGGAAGUCCUCCUGCUGUCCUUCGAGCCCCGCCCCCUCUCACCUGGGGAGAUGCUGAGCUGCCAUUGGAUGAGGAGAGACCAGAGGAACACCUGGAUACACACCCACAGCCGCUGGUGAUGUCAGUAGCAGAGGCAGAUCCUCCUCUCUCCUCCCCUCUUCUCCCUCCUCCCUCCAUCCCUCCUGCUAUCUCCCCAUCUCCUCCUCCCCCCGGUCCUGAACCCAGACCAGUGUCCACCUGCAGCUCCUCAGAGGACUCCAGCUCCAGCAGCUCCAGUGGUUCCAGUGGUUCCAGCAGCAGCAAUGUGGUGACAGCAGACACUGAUGGAGCACUCAAACACAUCUCAGAGGGAGAACUGCUCCUCAGUGUGAACCAGCGGGCCGCCAUGACGGAGGAGGAGGUUGUCUGCAGUUUGUCCAGUUCUCUGCAGGAGCUGCAGGACAUGGACUUUGACCCCCCCAGUGAAGGACAGGUCAGAGGUCAUGACCUCCUGCUGACCCUGCUGAGCAAGAUGGAGCAGGGAGUCACACACACACACAGAGGAGAGAGACCACAGCCGGAGGGCUCCUGGGGGGGGAAUCAGGAGGAGGGGGAGGUGAGCGUCGGGGAGGUGAGAGACAAUCAGACUACAAAUCCCAACAGCAAGAGAGCAGCAGCCCGACGGGGCGAAACCUCCUCACCUGGACAGAUCAGUCAGUGUGCAGGUGUGUCAGAAGAAGUCAGUCAUGAAGCAGCUAAUCAGGGCUCACUUACCGUGGGCGACCUGAUGGGAGACCCAAUCGGUACACUGACCUCUGACCUCCAGACUGACCUGUCACUGUCUCCUCCUCCUCCUCCACACCUGGAGGACACACAGGUUGUUGCCGUCCAGGUCAGGCAGUACGACACACAAACAGCUGGAACCAGGAGGAUGGACGUUCAUCUGCCCCCCAUCAGACCAGACCAGGAGCAGGAGGAGGUGAUGGAGGAGGUGAGGGAGGAGGUGAUGGAGGAGUGAACUGACUGAUGAUGAGAGGACGGGACGACUGUGUGGACAUGAGAUGGACUCACAGGCUGUUUGGACAUAGAGACUCGAUAUCUGUUUGUAUGCAGAUGACACAGAACUGGACGUCUGUGCUGAACCCCGCGAUGCUGCAGCUGCAGACCCCGUUACUGCCUGUAAUCAAUACAUCAAUACAUCAAUGGAUGAGGAAUCAUUUCUACAAGAGGACAAAGCUGAACUCCUGCGAGUCGCCCUGAAACAAACAGAUCAUUUGGGAAGUUAACUCCCUGGAUUAAAUCAGAUCUCGGUGUUCUCCUGGAUUCAGAUCGAAGCUUCACGUCCCACAUCAAUAAGGUGACGAACAUUUCAUUCACCUGAGAAACAGCUGAAGAUUGACGGUUCAUAAAUGAAGAAGGUGCUGAAAAGCUGAUCCAGGUCUUUAUUUAAAGCCACUCGAUCACUGUGACACAUUAUUUACUGACAGAAGAAGAAAACUCGUCUGUUCUGAAUCUUGAGUUUGAUUUUCUUCAUGUCUUUAAUGCUUCAUUUGGCCCCGAGCCUGCAAGUGAGAACUGUGGGAACACACAGAUAACAAUACAGAGUCUGCUGUCAGCGCACACACACACACACUAAACACACACUAAACACACACACACACACUAAACACACACUAAACACACACACACACUCUAAACACACACACACACACACUCUAAACACACAGAGUCAGUGUGUUGUAGAUAAAAGGAUGAUAAGCAGGAAGUGGGAUUACUGAAGCAGCAGGAGAGACAGUGAGACUGACACUGACCAGAACACACACACACACUCACACACACCGAACACACACACUGAACACACACAGCUUGAGUCCAGCAGCUCUCAUCAGCACAAACUGCAGCAUUUGAUGUAAAAACUGACGAUAGAAACACGAAACCUGCCUGUCUGUCUGUCUGUCUGUCUCUCUGUCUGUCUCUCUCUGUGUCUCUCUCUCUCUCUCUCUCUCUCUGUCUCUCUCUCUCUGUCUCUCUCUCUCUGUGUCUCUCUCUCUCUGUCUUCCUGAUGAUCAAUAUUCUCAGACGGAGGAUUAACUUCUGAUCCGUUUUAACGAAGCUCCAGACGAUCAGCUGAUCUCAGGCCUGAGGACACAAACACACAUCAAACACACGCUGCUGCUCCUCUUCAUCACCUUCAUCUGUUCUUUGCUGAUUAUUGAUAGAAAACGUCUUCAUCGACUGGAAGAGAAAGACUUGUUAUCGUCUGUUCAUGAACAUCUUCAGACAGAGGACCCGGUUUAUGUGUGAGGUCCUGAUCUGGUUCACGUGGUGGACCCGUGGUGGACUCGUGUCUCCCGUGGGUUCUUGUGUCCAUUAAAGAUCCAGAAAUAUCAGCAUGAAGCUUUAAAGCUCUUUGUUUGAGCAGCUUCAUUAAUUCUUCAUCGUCUCCAUUGUCUUCAUGUGCUACGUUCAGACCUGGACCUCAGUCCUCCAACUGGAUCACUGAGUCCUCGUGCACCCGCAACCAGGUGAUCAGCCGAUCAUAUGAAUGAUCACCAUGGUUUUGAACUGUUACUCAGCGUCAGCCUGAAAACAGCACACAGGAUCAACAGAUCCCAGAUCAGCUUCAGUCCGUCACAGGAUCUGCAGUCAAAGAGCUGAGUGGGACCACGGAGACGUUUCCUGCUCAGACUCCUUCUGAUGAAUCAUUUCAGGCUUUUAAAGACGCAAAACUGGAACAAACUCUGGCUUAAAGUCUAAGUUUGUCCAACAUGACGUCUUCAAACUGUCAAAACAGAAUUCAGAUCAGUAAAAACAGCGUCGAGUCCUCGUGUCUCUCGUGUCAUCUUCCUCUCAGCUCGUACAGAAUAACCUUCCAGUCUUUGUCUCUGGUGGAUCGGCUUCUGUCUGCGUCUGUCACUCCGUCCUUAUUCUUUUAUGUUGUGAAUCUUUAAUGCGGCUGAUGGAGAACAUAAACCUCCGCCGGAGAAAACAGCUGCUCUCAGAUCAGCCGUGAAGCUGCUGCAGGUUCAACAGAGAAACAGUCCAAAACCAGCAGAAACGAGUCGUUCUCAUCCAUUUCUGAUCUGAUAUUUCAAAUGUUUCUCAUCAGAUCAUCAGAUGGAGUUCCUCUGUAACAUCCAAAGCAUCUGUUUUUACGAUAAAACACACACACACACACACACACACACACACACACGGUACUGAGGUCCUGUGUGUGUGCGAUUUCACAUCCAGACACACAGACGUCCCCACUGAGCUCAGUGGAAUGAUGUGGUUGACUGUGCCAGAAGAGACAGAAGAUGAAGGUUUUGGGUCCAGGUAGAGUCCAGUUAGGGUCCAGGUAGGGUCCAGGUAGAGUCCAGUUAGGGUCCAGGUAGGGUCCAGGUAGGGUCCAGGUAGGGUCCGGGUAGAUUGAUAUCCUCACUGAGAAAGAGAGUCGAGCAGUUUGAUGGUUUCAGCGUCUGCUGAUGCUGAACUCUGAAAUAAACUGACCAAAUAUUCAAAAAGUUACUUUGACUACAGAGAAAAUGUGAAACUUAACAAAGUGACCUGCUGUGUUUCCUCCUCCAGCACCAGGUAACACAAACAGUACCCUCUGUUCCCAUGGCGACACAUCACCUCGCCUACCCCUGUGUCACUGCAGACCCUCGUGCAGGUUUGUACAGCCUGCUGCGGCCUGAACACAGUUGAACAGAAUUUUGAUCCCUUUGGGUCGUUCGGCUCAGCGGCGUCUUUGUCCCGGUGGCUCGUCUGAUUGGUCCACAGGUGACAAGCUGAUUAACGUUAACAGGACGUUUUGUCCUCGGAGGAAACGAGUCUGUUGAGACUUGAACAGGAAGAUUAGAAAGAAGCUUUUCUCAGGAAAUCAAACUAACUAAUGAUUACAGAAAAAACAACGUCUGACGGACAGACAGAGAGAGAGACAGACAGAGAGACAGACAGACGUUCAGAGAAAGAGAGACGGUCAGAGAGACAGACUGUCUUGUUCUCACUUUGUGCGUUCACACCUGGUCCUCAGUUUGUGGUGAACAGGUGAGACUGUUGUCCCUCUUCAGCUCCGCCCACAGCAGGUAGAAAUCCUAUUUGUUGACCAGACAGGAAGGAAGUCACAGGUUACUGUCAUAUUAAAAUAAAAUCAGAUGAGUGCAGCUCCAGCAGAGGGCGCUCUGCUCACAGCUUCUCCUCCUCAUUAACAUAUAAAUGAAGCAGAGUUUUGACCUCAUUACCUUCAGUCAUUAAGACAGUUUACACUGUUUAAUCUGAAGUGACCCAAAAAGCACACAAAGACACACUGAGGGACAGACACUGAGGGACAGAUACUGAGGGAGAGACGCUGAGGGACAGACAUGGAUUAACACUGUUCAUUGUACAGGGAACAAUAAAGAUUAGUCUCCGUGUCUGUUUGUGUUGGUUCAAUAUGUUUUUUUGUUUUUCUGGAGAAAUCUGUUGGUUACAAAGACAACAUGAGACGUUUGAAAAGAUUAUUAAAAUACUGAAAUUUCAAACAUCACUGAAGUUUCGAUGAAACAAACUGAAACUUCUUUCAAAUCAUUUUGUAUUUUAUAUAAAACACUGACUGACUGUUGUUCUAUAAGAAAUAUUUCUCAUUUACUGACUGAGCUCUGAAGGGGGGCGUUAGGACCUGACGGAGGACUGAGGGGGGGCGGGCGGAGCAUCCAGCUCACAAAACUUACUACGAUC
Chelmon rostratus (copperband butterflyfish) is the source of this 8269-nucleotide messenger RNA. Its product is annotated as KIAA0586 ortholog. Gene Ontology annotation, cellular component: ciliary basal body; centriole. Gene Ontology annotation, biological process: smoothened signaling pathway. NCBI's taxonomy places the organism in Eukaryota, Metazoa, Chordata, Actinopteri, Chaetodontiformes, Chaetodontidae. The record is from RefSeq and is a predicted model, not a curated record. The transcript is spliced from 29 exons. Bases 279 to 4586 code for a protein of 1435 amino acids.